AUGGUAAAUGUUCCAAAAACAAGAAAAAACUACUGCCAAAAGUGCAAUAAGCACGAGGAAAUGAAGGUUUCUAUAUACAAGCAGGGAAAAAGGAAUCCCAACAGACAGGGGGAAAGAAGGUAUCGUAUCAAGCAAAGGGGAUACGGAGGUCAAAAGAGACCCAUUCUGAGAAGAAAGGCCAAGGUCACCAAGAAGCCUGUUCUUAAGCUUGAAUGUAAGACAUGCCACUCAAAGGUUAUGAAAGCUAUACAUAGAGCCAAGCAUGUCAUGAUUAGCAACGAGAAAAAGGUUAAAGGACAAGCACUAACUUAUUAA
Molecule: messenger RNA, 315 nt
Organism: Vittaforma corneae ATCC 50505
Lineage: Eukaryota; Fungi; Microsporidia; Nosematidae
Exons: 1
Coding region: 1-315 (104 amino acids)
Biological process (GO): translation
Cellular component (GO): cytosolic large ribosomal subunit; ribosome
Molecular function (GO): structural constituent of ribosome
Source: RefSeq, a predicted model, not a curated record